AUGUCUGGCUUUCAAUUCGAUCGAUAUGGUGUGCCCAGCCUCUCUAUGUCGCCACCACGCAGUGCACACAACCUUAAUAAUAGUCGAUCGCCUGGCAAACCAUUGUUUGGCAGUCCCAGCAGCUCAGUUAGUACACUCAGUGGGAGCAGCAUUGCCAAUGCAGUGCUCGUGUCGUCAGACACGAGAGGAACAUCGCAGGACAACCCGCUCAAUCUGGAGGACGACGAGCACGAAGCACAUCUGCAAGAGAUCAGAUCAGUGCUGGAAGCCUCGGCCAAGGAGGAGGAGGAGGAAGAGGCCAAACAGAGUACAGAGCCAAUCAAGAUGUUUGAUGACGAUGGCAAUAUAUUAUUACAGGCAGAGACUGUUUGCAUGAUUGACGGUUUCGUUGCACCAAUGAAGAAGCCCGUUCUGUUCAAGGAGCUUCAUCUCGAGAUCACAGCAACGCGAGCAUUAAUAGGACAUCAGAGGAAAGGUCAAUCAGAGGUCUGCAUUCAAAUCAAGUACGAAGAUCUCACAAAGAUGUCCUUCACCUCGCUCAAGGGCAAGUCGGACCUACUCCUCGUCACGAAGGAGUUCAGCUUCUUCAAGCAUUGGGUAAAUAAUCCCACAACUGUAAAGAAUGUUGACGUGGGAUUGCCCAAUAGUAUAGUGUUGAAUGACAUUAGGAAGAGGGAUAUCACAGCAAUCAGAGGUCACCUGGAGAAGCGAUCACAUUGGAUGAAGUUAUUACUGAUUGAGGAGGGAUUCGAUCCCGAUAAGGUGAUGGCGAGUUACCCUCCACCAAAGGAGCAUCCAUUGGCACGUGACAUUGUCAAGAUCACUCAAGGCGAUUUGCGACGUUUGGAACCAGAGCAGUAUUUGAACGACUCCAUCAUUGACUUUUACAUGCGCUACAUAAGGGAUCACUAUGUGGAGGAGGCUGAUCGCGAGCGAUUCUACUUCUUCAACACAUUCUUCUACAACAAUCUGACGCUCAAGAAGAGCAUGGAGGCAGCCUACAAGAAGAUUACAAAGUGGACGCGCGAUGCAGACAUCUUCUCAAAGGACUUCUUAUUCAUUCCAGUGUGCGAGAACUUCCAUUGGACAUUGUGUAUAAUAUCAUUCGUUGGACAGGACCCGGCAACAUGCACGUCGGCCAAUCGCCCACUGAUCAUAUUCCUGGACUCAUUGAAUGUGCAGAAAUGCACAGCUCUCACAAACAAGAUUAGACAGUACCUGUCGAUGGAGUGGAAGCAUAAGAAGGCGGACCCGUCAAACGGUGCGAUUGGCGAGCGGUUGUUCAAUGCAAAGACUCUGCCGUUUGUGCGUGCCAACGUACCGCGCCAGGACAACCUGAGCGACUGUGGCGUGUUCCUGCUGCACUACAUGGAACUGUUCUGUCGCAAUCCCGAGAAGCAGUUUGAUACGCCCCUGUCCCGCCCUCAAUGGUUCCCCACCUCGGAGAUACCCGAGAAGCGAGAGAUCAUCAAGAACCUCUUGCAGCGACUGCAUCACGAGCAAUACGACGACGGCGACACAUCAUUUACAUCCAAGGAUGACGACGAGCAACAGCAAUCAAGCGCAGGAGAAGGUGACAAAAUAUCGAUCAAUGAUGAUGAUGAUGAUGAUGCUGAGGAGGCAGGUGCGCCAACCACAUCGACCACGACCACCUCGACAACAACAACAACUUUGACCAAUGCUUCAACAACAUCAGAGAAUGAACCAAUUGAGGUGAACGAAUCAAUUGAAGUGGAUGAACCAAUGGAGGUGGACAAGGUGGAGCAAGUGUGUAUAGACAAUGUAGAUAAGAAUAUAAAUAAUAGUAACGACGACAAUGACAACAAGGACAGCAUGGGCAUCAAAGAGAGCACGGACAGCAUGAACAACAAGGAUGGCAUAGACAACAAGGACAGCAUGGAUAACAAUGACAGCGUGGAUAACAAAGAUAAUGACAGCGACGACAACAACAACAUCAUUAGUACCAGUCAGCAGAGUAGUACCAGUACAUGUUUAACUAACGAUCAGGAGAUGAAUAAGGAUAGUGAGCAGGAGCAGAAGCAAGAGCAGGAGCAGGAGCAAGAAAAAGUGAAGGAGAAGCAGGAUGUAGUCAAUGAUAUGGUUUGUUCCGUUCCGGAUCAACAAGUGGUUGUACUUGUACAAGAGCUUGAGGAACAUCUUGAGCUUCCACAGCCUCAAGAUCCUCAAGAGCCUCUUGAGCUUCCAGAGCCACUUGAGCUCCCAAAACCUCAAGAGAAUCAAGGGCAACAAGAGCCUCAAGAACCUCAAGAGCUUCCAGAGCCUCUUGAGCUUCCAAAGUCUCAAGAGACUCAGGGGCAACAGGAAUGUAUAGCUCAGAAGCAGGAGCAGGAUCAGGAGCAGGAUCAGGAUCAGGAGCAGGAGCAGGAUCAGGAGCAGGAGCAGGAGCAGGAGCAGGAACUUGUGCAGGAGCAGGUAAAUGGGCAGGAGCAGGAACAGGAGCAGGUGCAAGAGAAGGAGGAAAUGGAGGAGAUGAAUGAGCAUGAGCCCAAUCUAAUAGUGGAGCAGCAGGAGGAAGUAGUGCAGAGCAGAGAGCAAGAGCCAAUUAAGUGGGAUUAUAGACCGAGGACUAAUAGGACUAGACAAGUGCAGCGGCCUGAGACUAUAGUCGAGCAUAGGAAGGCGAAGGAGCAAGCGACACAACAGAUGGACCAGAUGCAGAUUAAUUUACCCGAAUUGGUUUGGCAACAGCAAUACAAGACGGGUACGCGAUCACAGUCACGACAGGCACAGGCAGAGGCACAGGCACAUGCAGAGGCACAGGCACAUGCAGAGGCACAGGCACAUGCAGAGGCGCAGCAUGCAAAGUUACAGACACUGGCACACGUAACUCUACUGGCAAGAGAGCAGGAGCACCCACUGGAGCGGCCACACACCCGGGCCAAGGGGCAAGGUAAACAGGAUGACAUGCGAGUUGUCAUUGAGACAGUGGUCAGCGAGCAACAUCAAUCGAGCAGCAGCAGGAGCAACAACAAGCAUACAGCCACUGUGAUCUCGAGCAAUAGAAGGAGGACAACUGCUAUUGCGACUACUACAACCAAUCCAGAGGACUUCUGUCAGGUUCAAGAUAAAUUUAUUAAUGGUAGAAUGAUUGAGGGCAAUGAUGACGGCAACAACCACAGCAACACACACAGCAGCAGCAACAGCAACAGCAGCAUCAGCAAAACAUACACCAGCCUGAGUAACAUGGCGCACAGUUCAAAGAGGAAACAACGCAGCCAAGAUAAUGGCCGCGGGCAGGCCACCAAGAGGCAGACCACAGUACAUCGAGCGGCAAACGAGAUACAUGGCGAAGACAUUGUCAGCAAUGAACAGCUGUAG
Acytostelium subglobosum LB1 is the source of this 3339-nucleotide messenger RNA. RefSeq lists its product as hypothetical. Gene Ontology annotation, molecular function: cysteine-type peptidase activity. NCBI's taxonomy places the organism in Eukaryota, Evosea, Eumycetozoa, Acytosteliales, Acytosteliaceae. The transcript is spliced from 4 exons. Gene Ontology annotation, biological process: proteolysis. The record is from RefSeq and is a predicted model, not a curated record. Bases 1 to 3339 code for a protein of 1112 amino acids.